This is a messenger RNA of Dendronephthya gigantea, 1304 nucleotides long. RefSeq names its product mitotic checkpoint protein BUB3-like. Gene Ontology annotation, molecular function: ubiquitin binding. The record is from RefSeq and is a predicted model, not a curated record. The transcript is spliced from 11 exons. Gene Ontology annotation, cellular component: bub1-bub3 complex; mitotic checkpoint complex; kinetochore. NCBI's taxonomy places the organism in Eukaryota, Metazoa, Cnidaria, Anthozoa, Malacalcyonacea, Nephtheidae. Gene Ontology annotation, biological process: mitotic spindle assembly checkpoint signaling. The coding region runs from base 77 to 1078 and encodes 333 amino acids.
AUGAAGUAUUAAAGUUUUCCCUCCAAGUUCAAUAACAGAUGAAGCUUCAACGUGUGAAAAAAUAGUAAAUACUAAAAUGUCUUUGAGUUCCGAGGCUGAUGUUGGUCCAGCAACUAAUGAAUUUGUACUAGAAUCGCCCCCGAGUGAUACAAUUUCAUCUGUGAAUUUCAGCCCUACUUCGGCCAAUUUUUUGCUUGUUUCCUCCUGGGAUGACUCUGUUCGACUUUAUGAUGUUAGUUCAAACAAGCAAAGAUUGACCUACAAUCAUCAAGGACCUGUCCUAGAUUGUUGCUUUACUGAUGGUGUACACUCAUAUAGUGGUGGCCUUGAUUGUAUCUUGAAAACUUAUGAUUUUAAUGGUUCAGCAGAAAAGGAAGUGGGUAGACAUGAGGCAACAAUUCGCUGUGUGGAGUUCUGUUCACAAUUGGGUAUAAUUAUAACUGGAAGUUGGGAUAAAACAGUUAAGACCUGGGACCCUCGACAAGCUCAGCCUACUGGUACUUACUCACAACCUGAUAAGGUUUAUACCAUGGCAUUAGCAGAUGAAAGAUUAGUUGUUGGAACAGCUGGUAGAAGAGUUAUGGUUUGGGACUUAAGGAAUAUGAGUUAUGUUCAACAAAAACGAGAAUCAAGUUUAAAGUAUCAGACAAGAUGUAUAAGAACAUUUCCUAAUAAACAAGGGUAUGUCUUGAGUUCUAUUGAAGGUCGUGUUGCUGUGGAAUAUUUUGAUCCAAGUCCUGAAGUUCAGAAAACAAAAUAUGCGUUUAAAUGUCACCGAAUUAAAGAAUCUGGGAUGGAAAUGAUUUAUCCUGUUAAUGCAAUCUCAUUUCAUAAUGUCCAUAAUACGUUUGCAACUGGUGGAUCAGAUGGAUAUGUCAAUGUUUGGGAUGGUUUUAAUAAGAAGCGACUUUGUCAGUUUCAUCGCUACCCGACGAGUAUCAGCUCGUUAUCUUUCAGUCAUGAUGGAACUGCUUUAGCAAUAUCUUCUUCCUUUAUGCAUGAAGAAGAAAAUAAGAACCCCCCUGAAGAUUCAAUCUACAUCCGCAGUGUAACAGACACAGAAACAAAACCGAAGUGAACAGGGAACAGAAUAUAGUUUUAAAGUAAUCAUUCAAUCUCUGUUCGAAGUCAAAUAAAAGUGAGAAUAUCUUUAGAUCUUUGAUGAACUUAACAAUUCCAUACGGAAGAUUCUUUUGUCGAUUACAGUAUUACUUUGUUACAUUCAUUGCUUCUGUUGUACAGCUUUUAAAACGUCACACGAUGAGGAAUUGUAUAAGGAAAUGUAUUGUAUUUGUAGAUGAAUA